GAGGGUCUUAACUCGGGUGCUUAAAAUUUUUUUACUCAGUCAGUAUCCAGUGGUUUUUAAUGCAGGGAAAGCCUUGCUAGGCUUUGUCAACGGUUGGAUUGCAUUCUUUUGGCGAUUAAAAGCAACAGAGACACGGAAGGAAAGAAAGGAGACCGGUGGGGAAAACAAAGCAGCAGAAACCUUCUGGAACAGGAAACAUUUUGCCUCCUGAAACCUCCGGCAUCUGUUCUGAAGAACCCUUGGAUGUGAAGAAGGAAUGGCAAAGCGAUAAGCGGGUUGAGAAGUAUACUGAGGAAGCGAUGGAGCGAUGGGGAGGGGAGUGAGGGAGAGGAGAGAGAGUAAAUGAGGGUGGGGAGAGAGAGUGGGGGAUGCUGCACUUGGAUCACAAGUGACUUGCUCAAACGUGGCGAUUGUCUUUGCCCGCUCAAUUUGAAGCCAUCGGGAGUCUGAGGCGAGAGGAAAUUUACCUACCUGGCAAGCCUGCAAACACACAUACACAGUUUCCAGAGCUCUCUCUCUCUCUCUCACACACUCUCUCUCACACACACACACACACUCUCUCUCUCUCCCUCUCACAUGCUCCCUUCUCUCUCUCUGACUGAAACGAUAGCUGAGGCAGCACUGGCACAUGCAACAGGGUGCAGGAGGCAAACUCAUUUCGUCUUUUCCCCCCCUUUCUCAUGAAGAGGAGGGGAAUGAGGAAAGAAAGAAGAAGCAAGAGCAGGAUGCUCUAACUCCCCAAGCCAGUUUUGGAAAAAGAACUAAUAGUUAAGGGUGUUAGCUCGCCUUUCGAAACGAUUCCAGAUUCCAGUUCCAACGGCAGCCCACCGUUCAAGGCCAUGACCAAGCGCAAGUGGGAAGGGAGAAGAGAGGGCUUCAGGGUGAGCACCACCCGUGAGGAGGCGCAAGGUCCAGGCCGCCCCACCAGCAGGGGGCGCUUCUCUGAGUCCUGGAAGAGGCUGAGCUCCAGACAGGGGUCCACCAAGAGGUCAGGACUGGCAGCACAGCAAGCAGCGGCUCAGAAAUCGUGGAUCGAGCGAGCCUUCAGCAAGAGAGAAUGUGUGCACAUCAUCGUCAGUGCCAAAGACCCCCACAGGUGCUGUUGUGGCCGUCUCAUUGGCCAGCACGUGGGUCUGCCCCCCAGCAUUUCGUCCAAUCAGAAUGACAGAUCGGAGCGCGUGCUGAAGAGUGACAGCCUGUCUGAAAAAUGGUCCAUCAGCAAACACACACAGCUGAGUCCCACUGACGCAUUCGGCACAAUCGAGUUCCAGGGAGGAGGCCACUCCAACAAAGCCAUGUACGUGCGCGUGUCGUAUGACACCAAAGCCGACCUGCUGCUGCACCUCAUGACUAAAGAGUGGCAGCUAGAGCUUCCCAAACUGCUCAUCUCUGUGCACGGCGGCUUGCAGAACUUCGAGCUGCAGCCCAAACUCAAGCAGGUGUUCGGCAAGGGCCUGAUCAAAGCCGCCAUGACCACCGGAGCCUGGAUCUUCACCGGCGGAGUCAACACUGGGGUUAUCAGACAUGUUGGUGAUGCUCUGAAAGACCACGCCUCCAAAUCCCGGGGCAAAAUCUGCACCAUCGGCAUUGCCCCCUGGGGCAUAGUGGAAAACCAGGAGGACCUCGUAGGCAAAGACGUGGUCCGGCCAUACCAGACCAUGUCGAAUCCUCUGAGUAAACUGACUGUCCUGAACAGCCUGCACUCGCACUUCAUCCUAGCUGACAACGGCACCACGGGCAAGUAUGGUGCCGAGGUUAAGCUUCGCCGCCAGCUGGAGAAACACAUCUCUCUGCAGAAGAUCAACACACGGAUCGGACAGGGGGUGCCUGUGGUGGCACUAAUCGUCGAAGGCGGCCCUAAUGUUAUCUCCAUCGUGCUGGAGUACCUGAGGGACACGCCGCCUGUGCCUGUGGUGGUUUGUGACGGCAGCGGCCGAGCGUCCGACAUCCUGGCAUUCGGCCACAAGUACUCAGAGGAGGGAGGGCUGAUAAACGAGUCUCUGCGGGACCAGCUGCUUGUCACCAUCCAGAAGACGUUCACGUACAGCCGCACACAGGCUCAGCACCUCUUCAUUAUCCUCAUGGAGUGUAUGAAGAAGAAAGAGCUGAUCACAGUGUUUCGGAUGGGUUCAGAGGGACACCAGGACAUUGACCUGGCUAUCCUCACAGCUUUACUAAAAGGUGCCAAUGCUUCAGCUCCUGAUCAGCUGAGCCUGGCUUUGGCCUGGAACCGUGUGGACAUUGCCCGUAGUCAGAUAUUCAUCUAUGGACAGCAAUGGCCUGUGGGCUCUCUUGAGCAGGCCAUGCUGGAUGCCCUGGUGCUGGACCGUGUGGACUUUGUGAAGCUGUUGAUUGAGAAUGGCGUGAGCAUGCACCGGUUCCUCACACUGUCCCGGCUAGAGGAGCUCUACAACACGAGGCAUGGACCAUCCAACACACUGUAUCAUCUCGUCCGAGAUGUAAAAAAGCAAGAAUAUCCAGGGUUCAGUUGGAUCUACCUCAAGGGCAACCUGCCACCUGACUACCGCAUCAGCCUGAUUGACAUUGGAUUGGUCAUUGAAUACCUAAUGGGUGGAGCCUAUCGAUGCAACUACACACGGAAAAGAUUCCGAACCCUCUACCACAACUUGUUUGGGCCAAAGAGGCCAAAGGCCCUGAAGCUGCUUGGAAUGGAGGAUGACAUGCCAAUCCGACGAGGGCGGCAGAAGACAACAAGGAAAAGAGAGGAGGAGGUGGACAUUGAUCUGGAUGACCCUGAAAUCAACCACUUCCCUUUCCCCUUCCAUGAGCUGAUGGUGUGGGCAGUGCUGAUGAAGAGGCAGAAGAUGGCACUGUUCUUCUGGCAGCAUGGUGAGGAAGCCAUGGCCAAGGCGUUGGUGGCAUGCAAGCUGUGCAAGGCCAUGGCUCAUGAAGCCUCGGAGAAUGACAUGGUGGACGACAUCUCUCAGGAGCUCAACCAUAACUCCAGGGAGUUUGGCCAGCUGGCAGUGGAGCUCCUGGACCAGUCCUACAAGCAGGAUGAGCAGAUGGCCAUGAAGCUGCUUACCUAUGAGCUGAAGAACUGGAGCAAUGCCACCUGCUUGCAGCUGGCUGUAGCCGCCAAGCAUCGCGACUUCAUCGCUCACACUUGCAGCCAAAUGUUGCUCACUGACAUGUGGAUGGGGCGGCUUCGCAUGCGCAAAAACUCUGGCCUCAAGGUAAUCCUGGGCCUACUGCUGCCUCCCUCCAUCCUGAGUCUGGAGUUUAAGAACAAGGAUGAGAUGUCGUACAUGCCUCAGGAGCAGGAGGCCUACCUGCAGGAGAAGGAUUCGGAUGAGGCUGACAAGCCAGCCAAGGACAAGGAAGAGGAGGACAUGGAGUUCACCGUAAGAGCAUACUGUGAGGCGCAGUACAACUCCGUGGCUAUGCUGGGGAAUGUGAGCUCAGAAGUGUCUCGGAAAAAGGAAGUGGAGGAGGCCCAAAACCGCCAUCGCCUAAUUCCAGUGGGCCGCAAGAUCUAUGAGUUUUACAACGCCCCCAUUGUCAAGUUCUGGUUCCAUACGAUGGCCUAUGUGGGCUACCUAAUGCUCUUCAACUACAUUGUGCUGGUAAAAAUGGACCUCUGGCCUUCUCCUCAGGAGUGGAUCGUGAUUGCCUACAUUUUCACCAAUGGCAUUGAGAAGAUGAGGGAGAUCCUGAUGUCAGAGCCUGGUAAACUGCUGCAGAAAGUUAAAGUAUGGCUGCAGGAGUACUGGAACAUCACGGACCUCAUGGCUAUCCUUAUCUUCUCCAUUGGCAUGGUGCUCCGUCUCCAGGAGCCGCCACUCAUGAGCUACGGUCGGGUCAUCUACUGCGUCAACAUCAUCUACUGGUACAUCCGCCUGCUUGACAUCUUUGGGGUAAACAAAUACCUCGGACCCUACGUAAUGAUGAUUGGCAAGAUGAUGAUAGAUAUGAUGUAUUUUGUGAUCAUCAUGUUGGUGGUGCUGAUGAGUUUCGGUGUGGCUCGUCAAGCCAUCCUGAACCCUAAUGAGGACCCAUCAUGGAUGCUUGCUCGCAACAUCUUCUUCAUGCCCUACUGGAUGAUCUAUGGCGAAGUCUUUGCUGACCAAAUUGACCAUGUGAAUAGUAGGAAGCUACAGAACAGGCUGAAUGAAAAACUCUGGCCGGUCGAAAAUUACGUUCGAUCUCAAGGAACUGGGCGUAACAGUGGUCCAUCCCAUAUAGCACCAUGUGGGCAGAACAUCACCACAGAGGACGGUGCUAUUGUGCCCCUGCCCCCGUGUAAGACCGGCGCGUGGAUUGUGCCUGCCAUCAUGGCCUGCUACUUGCUGGUUGCCAACAUUCUUCUGGUCAAUCUCCUCAUUGCUGUCUUCAACAAUACGUUCUUCGAGGUGAAGUCCAUCUCCAACCAGGUGUGGAAAUUUCAGCGCUAUCAGCUGAUCAUGACAUUUCAUGAGCGCCCUGUUCUUCCUCCUCCCCUCAUAAUCUUCAGUCAUAUGACCAUGGUCCUCAAGCAUCUGUGCUGUCGCUGGAGGAAGCAUGAUGAUGAUGAACGAGACUUUGGAUUAAAGCUCUUCAUCACAGAAGACGAGCUGAAAAAAGUCCAUGAUUUUGAAGAGCAGUGCAUCGAAGAAUACUUCAGAGAAAAGGAUGAUCGCUUCAACUCUUCCAAUGAUGAGAGGAUCCGAGUAACAUCUGAAAGGGUGGAAAACAUGGCAAUGAGGCUGGAGGAGGUAAAUGAGCGGGAGCACUUCAUGAAGGCCUCACUGCAGACAGUGGACAUUCGGCUGGCACAGAUGGAAGAACUGAUUGGCCGCAUGACCGCGGCUCUGGAGCGGGUUACAGGUGUGGAGCGGACUGAGGUGAACAAGGCACGCUCGAGGACGUCGUCAGACUGCACUGACACUAACUAUAUCCUCCGUCAGAGCAGUUUCAACAGCCAGGAGGGCAACGCCUACCGGUUGCAAGAGUCUAUGGAACAGGGUGGGGAGGAGUCCAUUUCUCCGACCUCACCCACUGCACUGGCACCAAGGGUAAGGAGCCACUCUUUCUACAUAGGCCAUUCAUCUCGAGACAGAUGUGGGACUGACCGAGUUGAGGGUUUCUUCAAGGAGCGCUCUUUGAGCUUACACCGUGCCAACAGCUCACAGUCAGUUGCGUCAGGAGCUGCCCCGAAAGAGUGCAAACCUGCCCCUCUGAAUACAUUGUCUGUACAACAACAGCACCGACCCUCCUCUUGCAUCGAUAUAUAUGUGUCCACAACGGAGGAGGCACACCCCCAAGAGAGCUUCCUGGAACCAAUUCGAAUGGCUCAGACUCUUGCUCGAGACUCAUCCCUCCAUUCUGAAAUCAUGGAGGCAGUGCUGUCUGGGGAACGGGACUACCGUGGUAGGGCAGGGGUUAGUGAAAGACAGCCAGAUGGCACUGUCUUAUUUGAGGACAGUGCUGCCGCCGACCUGUCACUGUGCACCACCCACCUACCGCUAGAUGCCCUGCCCCCGUGGGACACAGAGCCAUCCCCUCCACCCUCAGCAGGCAUCCUUGAGCGCUCCAAGAGCAGCCGCUUUUUAUCAGCGGCUGGACCCUUGUUCUUGGAUGAGGCACCAAUGGUGAAGUCCCACAGCCUGAUGUUCAUGCCACGCAACUACUAUGGUGGCAUGGGCAUGCAAGUAAAGGCAGCUGAGUACACCAGCAUCACAGACUGCAUUGACACACGCUGUGUCUCGACGUCAUACUCAGUGCCCGAGCGCUCAGAUUCACCUGGGGGCUCAUUCACCUUUGAGAAGCCCCAGGAAGUGUGUGCCUCACACCCGGAGCGUGAUGCUGAGCUGAGCCAUGCUGAGUCUGACCCUGAGGAGCCCACCGAGGGCUCAGCUGAGACCAGCAAGCCCUGUUCCAGUGGAGGUGGUGUUAUGGGGGUUGAUUUGGCCCUGGGCUUAGCCCUGGGCCCCUUCUGUUCUCCAGCCUCCAGACUGGAACGAGCCAAUAGCUGCUCCUCAUCAGAGGACUCCCAUUCCAAUGUCUAUGCCCGAAAGAGCUUCUCCAUCAGUGAACGCAUGGACAAGGGACGUGCCAGGAAUCCAUUCCAGAGGAGCAAGUCUGGUAUGAGGCCUGACAGCAAGACAGACACACUAUCCUUGAGGCGACUGGCCAAGCCGUCAGCCUUCCAAAGCUUUGAUGGCAGGCACAACUACACGUGAUGGUGGAGAAGAUUAAGGAGAAAGGGCAGACAACAUCAUGGAUCUAAUGUAGUAUGCCUAGGAUGGAAAAGGAAGCUUACAACUUAUUUGAUGUCCAAAGGCCUGUCCAUUAAGCAGUUAGCACUGUCUGGGUGAAUUAUGUGCUCUACAUUGUAAUGAUCUGUCCUGGAUAGCAAACUAGCACACUAUGACACCUUUAGCACCAUAGUACAAAUCUGGAUUACAACAUUGCCAUUUGGCAAAAAUAGUUUUCAGCUCUUUUGAACUGGUAAUGCCUAAUGUUCAUUCUUUUCUGUGAGUUCAGGUGGAAAUAGAAUAGGGGAAUAUGUAUCCAAUGAGCAGACUUGAAAUAUAUAGACAGAGGGUAUUCCCAUUAAUAAGUAGGUUAGCAAGCCAUAUUGAGUUCCCCUCUCUCUACUUUAAUCACCCCAAACCAUUUGUCUUAAUCUUUUGAGUUUGACGAUCCAUGUUCUAGUCAUGUUGCCAAUGUAGGAGUCAUGACUUUAAAUCCAAAUCAAAUAAAAACACAAAGGGAAAUAUUUUUAAGAGACAGACAGUUGUGAGAAGACAUUCAACAUUUAUUGUAUAUAAAUAGCUUCAUUUUUUUUCUUGGACACACAUGCAUAGACGUGCUUAUUAUAUAAAAAAAUUGCACAUAUAUUUUCUCAGAUGUCUAUUGUAGAUUAAAAAAAAGCUUUUAUCAUGAAAAUAUACAUUUUAUUCAUUCCCUUGACACAUCUGCCCUUGUAUACCCAUAUGGUGCAAGUGCAACCAGUGCUUUCCUGAUGUACAUUUGUAGUUCUUGAAGAAUCUACCCCUACUUCAUUCAAUGUUGUUCACAGUCUCUCUUGAUCACAUGUGUGGACACUAGUUAGUCCAAUGUCACAUGUCUAGGUCCAAUCAAACAGGGUUGGCCUUCACUCAGCACUAUUUUACAUCUCGAAUCAUUCAGACAAGAAAGUAAUAAUCAUGUGACUAAUAAGUUGUGAUUUUCUCAAUUGUGAUUUUGAAAGUGAGCUCACGAGAUCAGCUGGAGUUUCAGUCAUUAGAGAAUCAAGUAAUCACAAGCAGGAUCACAAAUGUAAUCACAAAAAGGGCCUGAUCAGUUGGUUGAUGUUGUUUCUUUCCCCACCAAGAUUAUUGAAGUAGACUUGCUAUGCAAGAGGCCAGGGCAGUAGGGGACAGGGAGUGGUUCUUAUGCACUUUAGAACGUGUUGAUUUCAGGUAUGCACGCCUAUGAGCGCUGUAUUUCAGGCCAGCUGAGAGAUUUUAAUCAUAUAUUCCAAAUCAUUAUACUGUACAAGUAUUAGGGUAAUUACAGUGUAUUCCUACAUGUAUAUACAAACUUUCAUGAAUUAUUCUACAUAAUGAUUAAUUAAUUGUGUGAUUACUCAUAAUGGUUUUGAGUAAUUGAAAUGGGUUUUAAUUAACUGAAUCUGAAUGAUUAAUGUGUUUUCCUUCAAAGGAAAUGAAUGUAAUGAAUCAGUUUAAUUUACAAUGAACAUAUUAUUAUUUCAUGGUUCAAAAAGAAACAUUAACACCCCCAGAACAGUACCAACUAGAGAGACAGUAGUGUGAGAAUUAAAAUUUUGAAGCAAUAUAAAAAAAAAAAGAAUCUGUUAUGAGAUUUAUUAGUCAGCUGAAAUAAAGAUAUUGAAGGGAUAAUAAGGUCAUCAGUGUCACCUCCAGCUCUACCAUCAACCUUGUUCUUUUGCUUUAUUCAUAUGCAAUAGCACCAAGAGAUUCUAACAUACACUCUGUACUGCGUAAAGGAAAAAGUGCAAAGGAAAUAAUUACUGCAGUCUGAAAAUACAAAAUGCAAACAUUUUUUUUUUGCAUAUUCGGUUCACUGUGGUUUUCAUAAAAUCAUAUAAACACUCAUAUUGUUGACUUACAAAUCAUGCAUCACAUCACAUUACGUGGCAUCCCUGCAUUACAACCUUUACAUACCAAACAAAGACAAGGCAGAAAUUACAGUACUAGAGCUUUAAAAGAAAUGUAAAAACAUAUAUAUAUAUAUAUAUAUAUAUAUAUAUAUAUAUAUAUAUAUAUAUAUAUAUAUAUAUAUCUUUUACCACAGCCCUACUAUCCACAAGCGUUAGAAUGACUGUUGGGCUGGAUCCACCAAAGGCAAAGUCCAUUUUACUUUAAUCUGAUCCCACAGCACCUUGCCACUCCACUGUUUUCUAACUCUAGAGUACAUGAUACAGUCGCAACAUCCUGAACCAACAACUGCUGGCAGCAGUCAACUUUUAAAAGAACUCGGCUGAAAUGUGACAGCAUGUGUGGCAAAAAAAUCAUCAACAUCAACUAUCAUAUACCUUGCAUAAUCAAUAGGAAACCAGGUACCAAAAGAAGCAUUUUUUUUCUUUUUUUUUCAUUUCUGAAGCAUUUUUAGGCUACAUUCUCAUUACCAGGUUGAAGAUAUCAAAACGUUUCAGUCCAUUUUUUUCUCUGAUGUGUCAAAUAUAGAAAAUCGCCUACUACACAAAGCUUACAAUGCCAUUUUGGACUUUUCCUAAUGAAAAUAUUAGAGAUGCAAUUCCUGGCAGCAGUUGCUGGCAAUGUUGGCAGUGUAUCAUGGGCAUAACACACCUGAGUCCUCCAUUCUUAAACCCGGUGUUAAUUGUGAUUCACGCCAACACAUGGUGUGGUGGUAUGCAUGGCCAGAUUGGCACAGCAAAGCCUUUUUACUGGGUCUAGCUAAACACAUUUCAGCUAAACACAGUUGUUUAAUGUCCUAAAAUAUAAGUAAGCAUCACUUAAGCACCUGGUUGUCACGUGUAAAAGUUGUGUAUGUGUUCCAUAAAUGUUGCUGUGGUUGUUCAAAGGCCACUGCAUUUCGCAGAAAGGAGCCAAACAGAGCGAAAGACAUGCGCCGUGCCAAAUCAAUGAGGAAACUUCAUGUAAAGUAUUUUCUUAAUCUUUUUGCUAUACUGUAGCAUACCGGUUUGUGCGUUAUAUUCCACAUUUCCCAGCCCCCUUCCUCUUUCCUUUUUACUUUUAUUUGUGAGCACUUGUAUGCUAAUGAGUCCAAGCACAUGUUUUUUCCGCAAUAAUAUUGUAAUUUUAUCCGAAGGGGUCAUAGUUAAUUUAGUGUCCUAAAAAAAAUAAUUGCAUGUCGUUCUUCCAUGAGGAUGUGAAAUGAAUUCUGGGAAAUGAGAGAAAAUUGGUGAGGGUGAGGAUGAGAUGAGUCCCGUCCUCCCACUGUAGUAGGCUAAGUAUUUGGAUGCAAAUACAAACAUGUAUUCUGUAAUAUUCCUCAAUGUGAAUAGGAUGUUUGGCAUGUAUUAUUAAAUAAAUGAAUAUUUAAGUGAAUAUUUAAGUGAAUUUUCUUGUUCUUUUUUAGCGUAACAUAUGACACACUUCAGUAUAGAUGACCUUGUUGUUACCCCUCUUAGGGUGUUUUUACUUAUUAAUUUUUAGUUUUAAUUAUUUAUUAUUAGUAAAUAAUAUACUUUAAGAUGAAUACCUGACUAAAGGGUUAAGAUAAUCAACUAAGACAUUAAAAAACAACAUUAAAUUAAUGUGUUAAAGACAGGAGUGGGAAUAAUAAUGAAAAAUUAUUCUUAAGUAUAUUGAAAUUAUAAAUAAUGUGUCAAAACCUUCAUUAAUUAAAAGUGGAAGUAUCCAGGUAAAAAACAAGAUCAAGAUCAAACGUUAAAAAAAAUUUGAUACUUUUACAAUUUUAUUGAUUUUAAGUGAUGAAAUUAAUUAUCAUCAUGUUUUCAUAUAAAAAGUAACCUUUAUUACUUACUUAAAUCUGUUAGAAAAUGUUCAUUUUAAAGCAACUCCUACUGUUUUGCCUAGAAACAUCAUUCAAUCUCUUGAGGUCAUGGUUAUUAGACUAUUAAUCAGAAAAAAAUAUAAUGUAACCAAUAUUUACCAUUAGCUAGAAAUUGAAUUGUUUGCUAAUAUAUGUUAGCUACUGGAAUCUAUACUAAUCUAAGCUAAACUUAGCAAUGAAUACAGGCUAACUUAGUUAAAUAGACGGAGUUAACAUUAGCAAAUUAGUGAAACUUAGCUCAACAUGCUUUUUUUUUUUUAAUUAGAUGGAGUUCAUGCGUUCUAGGGAAGCAAAGGAGAUGCCUCAUUUUAUACAAGUCUCUGCUUACUUCAGCAUAUUGUUGAGUCCAUUCAACUGAUAUAUAGCAUACAGUCACUGGGUAGAUGAGAGACAAAGAGACCUUUGAGAUUUUUAACAAGUAAUUUGAAGGUCUAAAUAAAAAUCUAAGAAAGUAAGUUUAAUACAAGUAUUCAAUUUCAAUAAUACUCAAGUAAUGUGUAGAUACACCAAAAUAAUACUUAAUUAUAGUAACGAAGUACAAUUACUUGAGUAUUUUCCAUGCCGAGUUAAAGAGAAGUCGCCUAAUUAUUUAAUCUAAAAGUAGAAACCUUAAUUAUGCUUUAUUAUGGGGUGUGCCUCAAAGUGAUGACAGGUCUUAAAAGCAUCCUUUCUUUCAUUUUGCCUCGUAUCUUUGGGGUUAGGGGUUUGAUUCCUGUCCCCGCC
Messenger RNA from Pangasianodon hypophthalmus (striped catfish), 10692 nucleotides. It is a transcript of the gene trpm3, whose product is annotated as transient receptor potential cation channel, subfamily M, member 3. NCBI's taxonomy places the organism in Eukaryota, Metazoa, Chordata, Actinopteri, Siluriformes, Pangasiidae. The record is from RefSeq and is a predicted model, not a curated record. Gene Ontology annotation, molecular function: monoatomic cation channel activity. Gene Ontology annotation, cellular component: membrane. The transcript has 27 exons. Gene Ontology annotation, biological process: monoatomic cation transmembrane transport; protein tetramerization. The coding region runs from base 840 to 6182 and encodes 1780 amino acids.